UCUCUCUCUCUCUAUCACUAAGCCCAAGGGAAGCAUAGGCCUUCCACCCACGCACCAGGCGAGGGCUUAGGCAAGCACCCACUUUCCCUUUUCCUUUCCUUCAGAGCUCUUGUCUCGCAGCAUUUUCAUCCAUCGUCUCCCUCCCUCCCUCCCUCGUUUCGACGCCCCCUUCUCUUGCCAAAGAUUCGACCUUUUUUGUGCACCGUAACGAGGGUGAUCGUUGGAAUUUGUGGAGAGUCCCUACUCCGACUCCGUCCGAUGUCUGUGUCACCAACCCUUCUGUUUUUCCGGCUGUAGGAGUGUGUUUGGUAAGUUUUUCUCUUGAUGGAAGACCUGAAAGCAGCAUCUGUGGAUCAACGCCCUUGUGUCGAAACCCUAGGAGAACCCGCUACAGAGCGUCGUCUGUUCAGUUCGGGUGAAGAUGGCUGUGGGUCUGGCUUGCAUAUUGAUUCUCUGAAGGAAAAUGGUAAUGAUUUCGAGUCUCAAGUUAAUGGUAAUGGUACAGCUGUUGAUGCUGUGGCAACAGAUGCUGAAGUUGGGAAUGCGAAUGUAAGUUACGGUGUUAAAGGAAGUGAAACUGUAGAUGAAAAAUGUAGCGACUUGGCAUUUCAUUCUGAGGUUCCAGUCGAAGGGGUCGGUAGAAAUACUGAUAUUGUUGAUGGCGUUGAUGCUGCGGUGAGCGGUGUCGGACUGGCGGGUCAGGAUGUCGAAAGAGAGAGCACUAUUACUGUUAGUGCAGGGGUAAGUGCGGGCAUCGUCGAAGAUGUGAUGGCUGGCAAUCUAGAAAAUUGCAAUGCUGGUGGCAACACGGAGGACAUUUUGGCAAAUGUUGAGGUCGGCGAUAGAAAUGUGAGCUCAAGCGGUGAUAGGGGCGAGGAGCUUGGUAAUGAUGCGGUGGUCCUAGACGGAGGAUUGGAAGCCGAUGAAGCACCUGCUUUGAUUGGAGAUAAUUCAUCUGAGAAGAUGAAACUAACUGGCAACGGUAUAUCGCUUUUUGUGGAGUUUCCUGGACCGGCAAGUGGAGCAAUUCAGGAUCAUGUUCUUGAAGGUGGCCAUCAGUUGGGCAUCAAAGAAGAGCAGGAAAGAACUCCGCGUCAGGUGAUGGAUAGGAUGGCAGAUAAUAAUGACGGCAUCAGCUUUGCUGUAGGCGAUGUUGUAUGGGUGAAAACUAAAAGUCAAACGUGGUGGCCAGGAAAGAUUCUAGAUCCUUUAGAUUCGCCGAAAUAUGGUAUGGAAACAUUGGGAGUUGACAAGAGCGAGUGUCUACGUGUUCGGUACCUGGGAAGUGGUCAUGUUUCUUGGUGCCUCCUGUCUCACUUGAAGUCUUUUCAUAUGAACUUUGAGCAGAUGCUGAGACAAAAUAAGUCCAGAAGCUUCAUCAGUGCUGUCGAAAAGGCUGUGGAUGAAUUUGGCACCCGUGUGAGGCUGAAGCUCUUGUGCGCAUCCUCUCUACCAGAAGAUGAAGAUGGGGGUGUAAAGACUGAAGAAGGGGCAAAGGCCUCUGUUUUGGAGGAACUCGGUGAAGUUUCGAGCGGUUUAUUUGAAGCUGAGAAAUUUCUUCAUCAUCUAAAAUGCAUUGCCCUUGCUACUUCUGUGCCUAGCAUGCUUGAACUUACAGUCGUGAAAAAUUACUUAUCUGCCUUCUACUGUUCAAUUGGGCAUCACCAUAUGCCUAUGCAAGUUCUCCGUCCAACGACAGAGACCGAGGACAAUGCUGAGGACUUAAAGGGUAGUGAAGAUGGGUUAAAAACAAAAAAGAAGCGUAAGACCUGGUGUUCUGCUCAGGAACAUGGAAGUGAUGCAGUUGAAGAUGUUAGUGCCGGUAAACUGGAUCCUCUAUCAGAAGAAGAGGCGGGAGGAAACAGUGACUACGGGUCCAAGGAAGAUAAUGAGAAGGGGCUUGAGUCAAGAGCACGAAAGAAGAGCAAGUACCUGUCGUAUCCCUAUGUAAACUGGGGAAAUAAAGAAGGUAUUCCAGAAAUAGGAGAUCAUGGCUCCUUGAAUGGUUCUCAUGAAGGGGCCGGGGUGGAUGCAUGUGGUAUUGAGUUCGCUGGUUCUCCUUCAUUUGUCAAGUCUACCGGUAAGAUAUUCCCAAGCAAAUGGUUUAAAAAGUUGGCUUCUAAUAGUCAUGUCUCCACUCCAGAGUCAUUAAGCAUUUCAUCAGCUGAGUUCUUGGCCGAGCUUUGUUCUGCGGCAUUGGGAUGUACACAUCCUAAUGAAAGUAAUGACUUUGACUCGAUUGGGUGGCUUGCCUACAGAUUUAGAAGUUCAACUUAUCAUGAUCAGGCCAUAUAUGAAAAGUGUGUCAAAGACGUUGCUGAUCCCAAAGAGGGAUUUGCUGCCAGCACUUACUCUGCUGGUAACUCUGAGCUGAAGGGGAGAAGGAAGAGAGGAAAGGCUGGAAAAGGGAAUUCAGAUACUGGAGCUAGCCACAAACAGCAAAUGGGUGGAAGAAUCAAAACAAAGUCUCUCUCCGGCUUAUCAGAUGUGAAUAUUACCUUUGCUACCAGUAGCAGCUCACCCUUGAAGGAUUCUCUGGAGAUGAUCCCUCUCAUGACAAAUGGAAGUCUUAAAGGAGAAAAGACAGGAAAGAAAAGAACGAUGAUGCCUUUGGAUAUGGGGACCAAACAAUUGCAUGGCUUAUUGGAUUUGAAUAAUGACGGUGCCAUACCGAGACCUCAAGGUGAACAGACCCUGGUUACGGGCAUUACUCCUGGAACUGAGCCAAAGAAGAGGAGGAGGAGGAGGAGGAACCAAGAUGAAGUAGCUUCCGCACACUCCGCGUCUCUCACCAAAACGACUGCAGGCUUGCUGACGGUUCCUGAUGAUAUUGCAAACCAAUCUGUGCAUGCUGCUGCUACAGAUACUCACCUGGAUGUUGGAUCUGCAUCUGUCGAUGGCAAGAAUGCGCGGAAGAAGAGAAAGAGAAAGGAGAAAGGUGCGGAAUUAUAUUCUAGUAUACCUGAUUUAAAUGGAACUCAGGUUAUUCCAGGCUCAUCAGGAAAAGAUUUUCAGAAAACUAACUCACUCUCGCCGGCAGUUAAAAUGAAGCAGAAGAGGAGAAGAACAAAAGAAGGAUCCGAGAAUCAGUGUCAGAUUAACAGGCUGGCUACUGGAAGGCUGAUAGAUAGAAUCAGCCCUGGGACAAAUCUAGAAGCCCAAGGAACUGCUCUUAUUUUGACCUUUGCUGCAGGAAGUCCUGUUCCUACGAGGGAAAUUUUAAUCAGCACAUUCUCCCGGUUUGGGCCUCUCAAGGAAUUUGAAACCCAGCUGUUGAAAGAUUCUAAUACAGCUCAGGUGGUCUUCUCUAGGAACACAGAUGCCGAUGACGCAUGUAGGAGCUUGGAGAAGAGCAACCCGUUUGGUUCAGCUCUUAUGAAGUAUCAAGUUCAUCACUUUGACCCUCCAAGCGUCCCGUCUGGAUCGAGCACUAUGCCCAGUGAGGCGCCGCCUCUGAAUUUCAUAAAGCAGAAUUUGGAGAUGAUGACGUCGAUGCUGGAGAACUCGGGAGACAAUCUCUCCCCGGAGACCAAAGCAAAGCUGGAGGUAGAUAUCAAAAGCCUUCUGAGCAAGGUCAGCAAUAUGGUCGGUUCUUCAUCUUCUUCUUCUAAGUAGUAGCUAGAGGCAUCCGAAUGAUCUUCGUCUAGGUUUACAAAUUGCUAGGUGUUGAGGCCAAUUUAUUAGUCUCAAAGUAGCUAGGAUCCUUGUUUUCUGAAUCAACUGUGACAUGAUAGUCUUAUGGCAGGAAUGAGAAACCUUUUGUAGUUUAUGGCUUCUACAGUCUGGCUAUCUAUGACUAUCUUACCUAACUAUUUCGUCA
This is a messenger RNA of Syzygium oleosum, 3820 nucleotides long. Its product is annotated as serine/threonine-protein kinase ATM. The record is from RefSeq and is a predicted model, not a curated record. The coding region runs from base 325 to 3615 and encodes 1096 amino acids. The transcript has 2 exons. NCBI's taxonomy places the organism in Eukaryota, Viridiplantae, Streptophyta, Magnoliopsida, Myrtales, Myrtaceae.